AUGGGUGAACAAAUGAGAAAAAAGUUUGACAAGUAUUAUGGAGACUUUGGAAAAACAAAUGAGAUGGUUUUAGUUGCGGUUGCUCUUGAUCCAAGCUCCUCAAAUACGAAUGAUAAUGAUGUCCAAAAUUUUGUUGGUGUCGUUAAGAAUAAGCAAAUGAGAAAAAUAUCUGAUGAGUUCUAUGAAAAUGAUGUUGAAGAUGCUACGGAAAAAUCUGAAUUGGAGGAAUAUCUUGAUGCUCCACCCAAAAAAAUGAAUAAUGAAACAUUUGAAAUUUCGAAAUGGUGGAGUGACAAAUGCACAACAUACAAGUUGUUGGCAUCAAUGGCUAAGGACAUUCUAGCCAUUCCGGUGUCUACGGUUGCUAGUGAGUCCACUUUUAGUACAUCCGGUCGUGUGGUGGAUGAUUUUUGGAGUAAUUUGCUUCCAAAGACGGUCGAAGCUUUGAUAUGUACUCAAGAUUGGUUGAGGGCAUCAAAUGUUUGUGUUGACCUUGAACAAUUAUUGGAAGAUGUGGAAAAAUAUCAGGAAGAAAUCAGUCGCAAUAUGGAAGAUCUCUUACGAGGGAAUAAGUAAUUGUUGUUCGUUGCUGUUUUUGUUGUUUGCUGCUAUUGUUUUUGCUGUUUGCAGGUUGCUGUUUGCUGUUGCUGUUUUUGCAGUUUGAUGUUGUUGUUUUGAUGUUGGUGUUUUGCUGUUUAGUGUUGUUUUGAGACCAUCAUGUUAUUGCUAUUUUGCUAUUUUGAGAUUUUUUGAGUAAUUGUUUUGUAAUUUGUUAUUGGCUUAUGUUAU
Molecule: messenger RNA, 789 nt
Organism: Lactuca saligna
Lineage: Eukaryota; Viridiplantae; Streptophyta; Magnoliopsida; Asterales; Asteraceae
Source: the annotation of a GenBank genome assembly